AUGGGAGAAUUAAGUUUCUUCCUAGGUUUACAAAUCAAGCAACUGGAUAAUGGCAUCAUGAUACAUCAACAGAAAUAUGUGAAGGAACUAUUGAAGAAGUAUGGUAUGGAAGAUUCAAAGACUUAUCCUACACCUGUACCUACUGCACUUAAGUUAGAUCGGACGAAAAUGGAGUCUCACUUCAAAGCUGUCAAACGAAUCCUUAGAUACUUAAGAGGCACUAAUAACUUAUAUCUAUGGUAUCCUAAAGGAGGCAACUUUGACUUGAUUGGUUUUUCUGACGCAGAUUAUGCAGGAUUUUUAGUAGAUAGAAAAAGUACCUCUGGAACAGCCACCUUCUUAGGUCCUUGCUUAAUCUCAUGGGCUUCCAAAAAGCAAAAUUCCGUGGCUCUUUCCACUGCAGAAGCUGAAUAUGUUGCAGCCGCAUCUUGUUGUGCACAGGUAUUAUGGGUAAGACAACAACUUAGAGAUUUUGGUGUUUUGAUUGAUAAUGUGCCCAUUAUGUGUGAUAAUACAAGUGCCAUAAACAUCUCUAAAAAUCCUGUUCACAUUCACGUACAAAGCAUAUAG
Beta vulgaris subsp. vulgaris (sugar beet) is the source of this 570-nucleotide messenger RNA. RefSeq names its product secreted RxLR effector protein 161-like. Lineage: Eukaryota; Viridiplantae; Streptophyta; Magnoliopsida; Caryophyllales; Amaranthaceae. The record is from RefSeq and is a predicted model, not a curated record. Bases 1 to 570 code for a protein of 189 amino acids. The transcript is spliced from 2 exons.